Messenger RNA from Lingula anatina, 1766 nucleotides. Its product is annotated as GRAM domain-containing protein 4-like. The record is from RefSeq and is a predicted model, not a curated record. Gene Ontology annotation, biological process: apoptotic process; negative regulation of toll-like receptor 9 signaling pathway. NCBI's taxonomy places the organism in Eukaryota, Metazoa, Brachiopoda, Lingulata, Lingulida, Lingulidae.
UCCUUUCGAUGGGCUGGAUCCUACCUGGUAUAUUAUUCCUGAUGGUGUUCAGACUUUUCAUCAGUUAUCUUCAGUACAAAGGUUUUAGGAUAGAACUUCAUUACUUCAGAGUAGUGGAAGACAAAGAUGAUUCUGAAGAAAAAGAAUUGGGUGUGGCAGAUAAAUUCAAUAUUGUAGUACAGGUAGCUACGAAAGUACAGAAUACCUUAGGUUUACUGGCAGAUCAAAUGGAAAAGUUGAAAAAUUUGUUGACUUGGCAGGAGCCAGAGCAGACACAGAGAUUGUUUGGGGUGCUCAUUGCCUUAUUUAUUGCCUCUUGUCUUCUUCCUGGCAGAAUUUUCUUCUUUAUAGCAGGUCUGCAGGUUGGAUUCAAGUUAUUUAUCCAGGACCCAAUAUUUAACCGAUUUCCUCGUGUUAAAGAGAAGUAUGAUACAGUUUACAAAAUGUGGAAGAUUCUUCCUACUGAUGAUCAGCUGCAGAAGAGAGACAGCAGAGCCAAGAUGCUAAAGUUUGUGUUGGAGCCGUCUCCCAGCUCAUCAUCAAUCUCAGUGACCAGUGGAAGUCAGCCUAAGCCAGCUGUGGACUUUGACCUCCCUGCCACAGGUGCAGAAAGGGCAUUCCAAGAGCUGUUUUCACUCCCUGUAUCUGAGGUUCCUCUGACAGACUGGAAGAGUGGGCGAAAGUGUGUGCUUAUAGAUAAAGAAAAGUCUAUAACGUCUUCACUGGCUCAUGGCAAGAUGUACCUGACUAAAAGUUUCCUUUGUUUUGAAAACUCCAGGAAUCCGGAGGAACAUAUAAAUAUCCCUCUCUCAGAAAUCACCAGACUUAUCAAGGCCAAACCAUUUUCCUGGAUGCCAGGAAGUGGGAUGUCUCUAGAGAUAACUGUCAAAGACAAGGACAAGCCGUAUAUUUUUGGAGGAAUAUUACAUCGAGAUGCUGUCUAUAAGAGCAUCAUCAAAACGGCCAAGGAUGCCCAUCUUGACUGGGCACUAGAUGUCUCUGCCAACAAGACAAGCUCAGUUCUCAGUUUGAGCUCACUGAGAGCUGCAGAAGACCAAUAAGUUACUUCUGUUGAAGGUAUUGCUGUUGCUUAUUCAAGAGACCCUUCAUAUUUAUAUGGUCUGAUGAAUCAUUUUGAAUCACAAAUGUGAUUGUAUUAAGUCAUUUUGAUUGAUAUAUGUACAUGUAUAAGACUAUCGUGUUGCAAAAUUUUGAGAUUUGAUUUAAUUGAUCUCAUAAAUGGCUGUGAUACUUAUGAACUAAUUACCUUUAAGUUCUCAAUGUAUUUGGUAGCUUUUUACUGUGUAUUCUAUGAAUAUAUUCUCUUGUUUUUCAAAUUGCUGAUUACUCGCAUUUUCAUCAUUUCAAGGUUAAUUGAUGACUUAAAGGUAUAUUAUAGAUAAGAAUAGAAAAUUCAAGAGUUUUUUAUUUGUCUGAAUUAGCAAAAACUGAUUAGUUGAUAAGGGCAUUUUUUACAAAUAAAGCUAACUGCCUUUGAAAACAGUUUGUUUCUAUAACAAAAUAAGUUGUAUUGAGAUAAAAAUAUGUGAAAGGAUUUCAUAUGUUGAUUAGCUCAGUCUUAUAUCUUUGAUUGUAUGUUAUUUUUGAAAUAGUAUCUAUUUCAAUAUGUCUUGUAAUUCAGAUAAACGUAAUAAUUGAAAGGGAAAAGUAUGCACAUAUAAUAUUAACAUAAGCAGGAAGAAACUGAAGGUAGGGUGGCAUUGCCCUGUUUGCUUUUAUUAUUUUAAAUGCAGUUGUGGUUUUUU